Molecule: messenger RNA, 1838 nt
Organism: Triticum dicoccoides
Lineage: Eukaryota; Viridiplantae; Streptophyta; Magnoliopsida; Poales; Poaceae
Exons: 9
Coding region: 975-1520 (181 amino acids)
Biological process (GO): endoplasmic reticulum organization; endoplasmic reticulum to Golgi vesicle-mediated transport; COPII-coated vesicle cargo loading
Cellular component (GO): COPII vesicle coat; endoplasmic reticulum exit site
Molecular function (GO): protein binding; structural molecule activity
Source: RefSeq, a predicted model, not a curated record
AGCUGUCCGAACUGGCCCAUGAAUAUACGGCCAUGGGGGGCCCGGCCCAAUCUAAUAGAUCGGGAGACGAUGUGGUGAGUACCCCCUAGUCCAGGACACCGUCAGCCGGCCCUGGGCCAGGGCAGCAGGGGCGACGGCCCUGGGCCCAGCCAAACUAGGGGCCCCGACCUAGUGCUGCAACCUGCAGUGUAUACAUAGAUAUGGGCCUUGAUAAAUUGGUGCAAAUAAGAAAAUGCCUCUAGAAAGGAAGGCCCAUCUCGUACAGAAGGCAGAAGCCCAACAGCCGAGUGGCCUGAACCUGAAGGCACACAUGCACAUGGCGAGCGAUUUUGUUCCUCGUCAGACUACAUACCGACGCCGGUUCGUUUUCUCGCCUGUUCGCCUCGACAGAUCGGCCGAUCGGGGCAUCCGGCGACUGCGAAUCUGCGACAGCUGCCACCGGCGGAUGCUGGCACAUAGGGUGCGUUGGCAAAGAAUAGCAGGGGACAAAGAGUUCCAUCAUCUGUUGCUGCCGACUUGGUCGUGAAGACCUGGACUUGUUGUAAUCUUGUUUCCUUGAUGAUUGAUGGAUAGCUGAAGCAUGAAGAACACGGAUUGUCACUGAUUUACUGCAACCUUCAGCCUUCAGGUGCCUUCACUCCUUUUCUUGCAAACAUGCUGUCCAAAAAAGACGAAAAGAACAGAUAAUUCCAUUGGAUUGUAGAAGGGAGCUAUGCAUAAAUAUAUUGUAAGGAAUGAAUCUACUGAUAAUCUUGAGGAAUUAGAUGGCGCUGGUGCUGAAGAACUACAACCUGCUGAGAAUGAGACCACUGUUUCUGGAGCCGUUUCUCAUGAUUACUGAAGGCUUGGAGCUUGGUUAGAAGAUGAUAUUGUCUCCAAAGAUCCAGAACUGUAUCUGUAUCCCGAGGAGGGUGAGAUGGAGCUAGUUGCGAAGUGCAAGAUUUUCCAAGGCCCAGUUUUGGGGUUAUCUUCCAAUGAUCUGCAUCCGUAUUGGAUUGCUACUGCUGCUCCAGCUUAACGAUUUCGGAUCAGUGAAAGAGGAGAAGGUGCAGACGACAUCCCUAAAAUGGAAUAAGAUAUACCCUACAGCCCUGGCUGCCACGAGCAGCAAAGGCACCACAACAUUCGGCAAUACAAAAGUCAAGAGCCUCUCAGAUCUGGAGUUCAGCUGGAAUAAUCCCAUGCACUUGGCCGUUUCAACCGCAAACAAUGGUACUUCAGCAGCUGUGACGGUUUGGGAUAUGAGAUUCAGCCGCACGCCCUAUCAUGAGUACAGCACCGGUACCUCAGGUGUAAACUGUCUCUCUUGGAAUCGGUCUGGCCAACUUCUUGCGUCUCAUACCGACGGUACGAUAAGCUGCUGUGAUGUAUACAGCAAGGAGAUGAUACAGGGGUUGACUAGGGCUUGGCAUGGUGAUCUGGGUGUCACUUGGACACACUCUGAGAAUGCAUUUGCCACACUGUCCUCAAAGUAUGGAGUCAGGCUGCAUGAGAUGAGUGACCAGAGGAUUUACCCGUGAACCUGUGAUGACAUGACUGAAUAGUGAUUGCUGGUGGAGAAGGAGAUGCUUCAAAAGCCGAGCUAAUGGAUACUGGAGAUUGAGAAAGAGAGAGAGAGAGUCGACAACCUUACGAUGUAGGAUGUAGAAAAUACUAACAAUACCAUGCAUUUGUUCGAUGCAAUUCUGUUCGAGGCAACUUAACACGCUUUCUUCCGCAUGUCCCACAAGGAGAUAGGAAAAGGAGAUGGGGGCUCACGUGUACAGCCCUUGAUUUACUGGUUUUCGAUACCUGUAUAUGCAAGUGAGAUAGAUUUACAAGUUUGAUUGAUUGAUUGA